AUGGCGACAUCAAUUAUUCGUUUAGAAACGCGCAGAAUUCAGGAAAAACUGAUCAAAAUGUUCCAUUUGGUGCUUAACCAGCACGGUCAAAUGGCCCGGGCGCUGGAAAAUGAUGACAAGGUUGCGGCUCAGAAAAUCAUCAAUGACGACCGCCAAGUUAACGCUCUUUUUGACGAAAUUCACGGCGAUUUAGAGUUUUUAAUUACUAAAACACCGCUCGACAAAGAUUUAAGACGUACCAUGGCCUACAUCAUGGUUGCUCAGGACGUGGAAAGAAUUGGCGACUACAUCAAAAACAUCGGUCGCUUUAUUAUCAAAGCUAAGCCGCUCAAGCAAAGUUUAUUAGCCACGAUUAGCAAAGUUCACCAACCUUUUUUGCGCAUGCUCAAAAAACUGAGCGAAGUAAUUAGUCGGGAAAGUUUUGAUCUAGCCGUUGACCUAGUCAAACGCGACCUAGCGAUUGAAAAACUGGCUAACGACACGCGCAUGGCGCUCUUUAGUUCGAUCACCAGUUACCGCAAGCAAGAACAAGUCAUGGCAGUUAUUUUCGCGACUAACGUGAUCGCCGCGAUUGAGCGGGCCACUAACUACGUGGUCCACAUUUGCGAACUAAUCGCUUACAUCCACACGGGCAAAAACGUUGAUUUAACAUAA
Messenger RNA from Centruroides sculpturatus (bark scorpion), 654 nucleotides. Its product is annotated as phosphate-specific transport system accessory protein PhoU homolog 1-like. NCBI's taxonomy places the organism in Eukaryota, Metazoa, Arthropoda, Arachnida, Scorpiones, Buthidae. The coding region runs from base 1 to 654 and encodes 217 amino acids. The transcript has a single exon. Gene Ontology annotation, biological process: negative regulation of phosphate metabolic process; intracellular phosphate ion homeostasis. The record is from RefSeq and is a predicted model, not a curated record.